Molecule: messenger RNA, 1734 nt
Organism: Ordospora colligata OC4
Lineage: Eukaryota; Fungi; Microsporidia; Ordosporidae
Product: putative DNA mismatch repair protein
Exons: 1
Coding region: 1-1734 (577 amino acids)
Biological process (GO): mismatch repair
Cellular component (GO): MutLalpha complex
Molecular function (GO): mismatched DNA binding; ATP binding; ATP hydrolysis activity
Source: RefSeq, a predicted model, not a curated record
AUGACAAUAAGGAAACUUCCAGAUGAUGUAAUAGCAAGGAUAUCAGCUGGAGAAGUGAUCACAAGGCCGCUUGCAAUCUUGAAGGAAACAAUUGAGAAUUCGCUAGAUGCACACAGCACGCAUAUCACAGUCAGGUUAGAGCAAGAUGGACUGUCUCUUGCUAUUGAGGAUAAUGGCGAAGGAAUAAACGAGAAUGAUUUUGGAAUGUUAUGCAAGCAGUACUGCACAUCGAAGAUCACAAGUGAGGAUGAACUUUUUUCAUUGUGCUCGUAUGGAUUCCGUGGAGAAGCAUUAUCUUCAAUAAGUAGAUGCUCUAAAGUGAAAGUGCGCAGCAAGAAGAAGCAAUCAGAUGUUGGAUAUGAAGCAGCCUACAAUGAUACAGAAAUGGUGUCAAUCAGAGCAGUAGGAAUGAACGAUGGAACAUGCAUUGAAAUCAAAAAUAUUUUCUACAACAAUAAGCUCAGGGGAAAACAUUUUCUGAAGCACAAGGAUGAGGUGAAGGAGAUGAUGUGGCUUUUACGAGGGUAUUCUAUAUUCAACAUUGGUGUAUUGUUUACACUGAUUGUUGCAGGAAAGUCCCAAGAAUUCAUGAAUAUAAGUUAUAGAAGCAAAGGAAAUUGGAUUGUUGAUAAUGGCUUGUAUCAUGAAAGCACCAAUCUUCGCUGGAGCAGAUCGAUAAUAAACUCAAAAUUGGCCAUACUGCAGAGCAUGUGUAAAAUUAAAGAAAGAUUAGCGCACAGGACUGGAGACAAGUACCUUGUUAUUUUUUCUGAAGAAAGCGAAGUGCAUAGAAAGAGUAUGUUUGUUCUGUUUGUGAAUGGAAGGCUGGUAUCGAGUAGGAAGAUGAAGGAAGCUGUUUUUAAAGUUUAUAAGAAGAUGAUUUCUGAGGAUUAUCAUCCGCUUGUGUACAUAGAGGUGGAAGCCGAUAAAAGCAAAGUGGACGUGAAUGUUCAUCCUUGCAAGAAAGAGGUAAUGCUUGAUGAUGAGGACUCGAUAAUAGGUGAGAUAUGCACAUGCAUUUCAAAUGCAUUGAGAAUAAGCGAUCACGUACCUAGAGAGAUAAGACACUCGUUAGGAAGCAGUCAAAGCAGUGUUUCUAAGGUUUAUGCGGAUCCAAUGUCUCAAUCUAUUGACGAGUGCUUUGAGGAUGAAUGCAUGAUAGAUAUAAGGUCAUUUAUGCUCGAAUCGCUUUCUAAGAUGAUGAAAGAGAUUGUUGAUGUUGAUACCGAUUUUUUCAAGAUGUUAUUCUAUGUUGGCGUUAAAGACAAGAAUACUGUGCUUGUACAAUAUAACACUGCGUUAUUGAACUGCAAAUCAAAGCAUCUUUUGAAGGAGUAUUUCUGGCAAGCACUUGUAAAUGGGUUCGGAAAUUUCAGACGAAGGAGCGUUAGCAUUCCUAUAAGCACGGUGAUUGCAGACAGAAUGAAGAUGAUGCUCGAUGACUAUUUCUGCAUAAUAAUAACUGAUGAUGCAAUUGUGAGUUUGCCUGAGAUUUCUGGAGUGUGUGUGGAUUACCAUAGCCUAUGGAGUGAUUUCAGUGUUGAAGAGGGACCUGAGUAUGAGACCUUGGCAGGCGUGAUUGAAAAGUUGUCUGCGAUAUACUCUGAAGCAGAGAUGAAUCAAAAAUUAUUUAAUUGCAUGAAAAGGGAAAUAAAAGGAACAAAAGCGGCACUUGAAUGUUUUGGACUGGUUGUUACGCUUAAAGAGCUCUACAAAAACUUUGAGAGAUGUUAA